UAUAAAUAUAAAAUUUCUUAUACCGCAGUUGCAUUGAAUAUUAAAGUAAAAAAACUAUGAAUGUGAAUCGCAAUCAACAAAACAAUGAGAAUCAAAAAGAAGAGGAGCCAUUCGGUCUGGGUUGUGCCUUGGAAUAUUUCUCUGAACAUGAGGAAAUAUUUAAAAUGAUAGAUAACCUCAAAAAUCUUGUAGCAGCAGAUAGAUCCGUGGUAGAAAAAGCAUAUGAAACAUUUUCUUUUAUUCUCAGCCAGUAUAUCGAACAACCCCAUUUGGUAGAUUCACAUAUAGAUGAUUUGUUGCAAAAAUUUAUUGUUAUAGUCAGGAGUAACGAUGAAAACAUGGAACUGAAACAUUUGGCAUUUAAAUAUAUGUUCGUAGUGGUGAACGUUAGAGGAUAUAAAGUUAUUGUGAGACAUCUGCCACAUGAGGUUGCAGAUUUUGAACCUGUCCUGCAGCUAUUAGAAUCUCAGGAUCCGAAUGAUCCAGAAACUUGGACUACUAGAUAUAUAUUACUGCUGUGGCUUUCAAUUAUUGUGAUGAUACCAUUUCACAUGUCCCGAUUUGAUGGAUUUGACGAGAAAGAAACAGAAAAGAAAACUGUGAUGACUCGUAUAUUAGAUGUUAUCAAGAUUUAUGCUGUUGUACCAGAUAAAUGUAGAGAUGCUGCAGCUUACUUAUCUCAUAAGUUUAUAACAAGGUAUGAUGUUAAAGAAAAACAUCUGACUUCAUUUUUGGAUUGGGCAAUGGAACUCAGUUUAUCAAAAGACAGUAACGUUUUUGUCAAAUAUGGAACAUUAGCUUGUAUCGCUACUAUUUUGAAGCACGGUAAGAGAGAAGAUUUGUUACCGCAUGCGAGACGUCUCCUGGAAUGGAUAAUAAAUGCAGAAUUUAAAAAUAAUGUUGGUUCCAAUAUACAAAAACUUGUAUAUAAAAUUGUGCAACGAAUAGGAUUAACGUUUUUACCACCAAGAGUCGCAGCUUGGCGUUAUAAAAGAGGUAACCGAUCACUUGCUGCUAAUCUAAGUGCAGGAGAUGGGUCUAUUCCUAAGACGUCCAAUAACGAUGAAGUUGAGGAGAAUGAAGAUGAUGAUAUCGAUGUGCCGGAUGAAGUGGAAGAAGUUAUAGAUCAGUUAAUUCAAGGACUAAGAAGUAUAGAUAGUAUAGUAAGAUGGACAGCUGCUAAAGGUGUAGGGCGAGUAACAGGGCGAUUACCCAAAGAUCUAGCAGAUGAAGUCGUGGGGUCCACGUUGGAGUUGUUUAGUCCUAGAGAGUCGGAUGGUGCUUGGCAUGGUGGUUGUUUGGCAUUAGCUGAAUUAGGAAGGAGAGGUCUUCUGCUUCCGGAGAGAUUACCUCAAGUGGUACCAGUUGUUCUUAAAGCUCUGGUGUAUGACGAACCCAGGGGUUAUUCCUCAGUGGGUUCUCAUAUCAGAGAUGCAGCUUGCUAUGUAUGUUGGUCGUUUGCUAGAGCUUAUGAAACACACAUACUCGCGCCUCACGUAGAGGACAUCGCAAGUACUCUUCUGGUCGUAACAUGUUUUGAUAAGGAGAUUAAUUGCAGAAGAGCAGCUUCAGCGGCAUUUCAAGAAAACGUUGGGAGACAGGGUUCUUUCCCUCAUGGCAUCGAUAUAUUGACUGCUGCUGACUUUUUCACAGUUAGUGUUAGAAAUAACGCUUAUUUGAAUGUCAGUGUUUAUAUAGCACAAUUUGAGGAAUAUACGUUGCCUCUUAUCGAUCAUUUGUUGUUAAGGAAGGUGGACCACUGGGACUCUGGUAUAAGAGAAUUGUCAUCCAAGGCUUUGCAUAAUUUGACACCUAAGGCCCCUGAAUAUAUGAUUAAAACGGUAUUACCAGCGCUUUUUGAAAAGACCAGAUCUAUCGAUUUAAACUCUCGUCACGGAGCAACAUUAGCCAUCGGAGAAGUUAUACAUGCUCUAUCAAAAUUUGCCAAGGAGCAAAAUACCGAUAUUAAAUUGAUACUUAAAGAAGAUCUGUUGGAGAAAACGAGAAACUUGAUCCCCCACUUUAGAGAACGUUUGUACUUUAGGGGUUUGGGAGGGGAGUUGAUGAAACAGGCCUGUUCUGAUUUUAUUGAAAAAUGCUCUUUGUCAUCAUUACCCUUUCACAAUGAAGAUAUUGUUGUGGACUGGUUGAAAUUAUUAAACGAGUGUUUGUCGUAUGAAGUUGUCAAUAUACGAACUGCUGCAAUUAGCGCUCUUCCCGUUUUAUUCUCUGAGUUUUACUGCGCCCCGGAUAAAGCUCAGAAGCACAAAGAAAUCAUCAAUCAAUACGUUUCCGAGGUUUUGUCUACUACUAGCCAAAUUGCCAGAAUGGGCCAUGCGUUAGCCCUUGGUGUCCUUCCAAAGUUCAUGUUGCAACCUAAUUUAGAAUUUGUAAUCGUGUCUCUGAUCGAGUCUACACUUAUUACGCCAGUUUCACAGAAAUGGGCCGAAGGUAGGAGAGAUUCCGUUAAAGCGCUUACGUCUAUUUCAACGACAAUGUCAGUGGAAAUUGGGAAAGACUUUACAAAGAAACACAUUUUGGAAAUAUAUCAUACAUUUCUGGAGGGCCUAAAGGAUUAUACCCAGGAUAAGAGAGGUGAUAUUGGCGCCUGGAUGAGAGAAGCGUCCGUUACAGGCUUGCAAACGUUAAUGCUUUUGUUAACGGAACGUCUACCCGAAGUAUUGACGGAAGACUUGAUUGUAAAAAUUUUAUGUGGAAUAGCACAGCAGGCUGUGGAAAAAAUAGAUCGUACUCGAGCUCUUUCCGGCAGAGUUUUUUAUAGCUUUAUUUACAACAAUCCAAGGGUUCCAAAUAUUCCAUACUAUAAUGAAAUAACUUUAAUAUUCCCAAAAGAAGAAUGUGAUAUAUUAAAUUGGAAUUCGGCAUCGGCGACCUUUCCCAAAUUUGUCCAAUUGAUCAGACUACCUCCGUAUACCUACAGUGUCAUGUUGGGAAUGAUAUGCAGCGUAGGAGCGUUAACUGAAACACUGGUGAAAAAUUCUAGCCAUUCGUUAUUUUCCUAUCUCAAAGAAGAGAUGAAAUCUGGGGGAGUGACAGAAAUCGAGCGAAUGUGCGACGUCAUAUACAAAAUAUUUGUAGAUCACCAGAAAAAUGACCGCAUCACCGUUCCAAUGUUCAGAUUUCUCGACAAAUUGUUCGACUCGGGGUGUUUGAGUUUAGUCAUCGAAGAUGUUAAUUCAACCUUUAUAAAGAAGAUACUCAAGCUUAUCCAGAUGGAAAUAGCUGGGUGUAAAGAUAUUUAUAAGUUAAUAGACGGAAUAAAUGUUCUUUGCCAGUUUAUACAGAUAAAAGGUGAAGUUUGUGAUAUAGCUCUAGUUCAACUUAGUAUCCUGUUAUGCCAUCGUCAGUCGUACGUUAGACGAUCAACAUCGACUAAGCUUUACGAGUCUCUGCUCGUCAAUGGAGACAGCAGCAAUAUUGACCCAGAAAAGUUAGAUGACGUUAUGCAGGUGCUAAGUAACACUAAUUGGGAGGAGCCCGUCGAGGAAGUUAAACCGAUUAGAAAUGAGUUAUGUGGACUGAUGGGUAUCAGAGUGCCCGUACCUGCAAAGAAGAAAACGUGAAUAAUUUAAUGAAAAAUAUUUAAAAAGCUUUAAUAUUAUCAAUUAUUUAACUUGCUUUGAUUAAUAGAAAUUA
Messenger RNA from Anoplophora glabripennis (Asian longhorned beetle), 3657 nucleotides. RefSeq names its product tubulin-specific chaperone D (gene TBCD). The transcript is spliced from 13 exons. The coding region runs from base 57 to 3584 and encodes 1175 amino acids. Gene Ontology annotation, molecular function: beta-tubulin binding; GTPase activator activity. Gene Ontology annotation, biological process: adherens junction assembly; post-chaperonin tubulin folding pathway; bicellular tight junction assembly. NCBI's taxonomy places the organism in Eukaryota, Metazoa, Arthropoda, Insecta, Coleoptera, Cerambycidae. Gene Ontology annotation, cellular component: lateral plasma membrane. The record is from RefSeq and is a predicted model, not a curated record.